Molecule: messenger RNA, 2181 nt
Organism: Alternaria alternata
Lineage: Eukaryota; Fungi; Ascomycota; Dothideomycetes; Pleosporales; Pleosporaceae
Product: asparaginase-domain-containing protein
Exons: 2
Coding region: 367-2013 (548 amino acids)
Molecular function (GO): asparaginase activity
Source: RefSeq, a predicted model, not a curated record
GAGCCUGCUAGUUCGGCCCGAUGAGGAAGGGAAGACGGAUCACAACGAUGGUCAAGAUUUCUCCGAUAGUCAGUGUCCAUCGCUGUCACUGAGCUGCGCUACGCUACGCUACGCCACUCGCUAUCUUGCCAAGACUACGUUCCAACAUUGCUCUUAUCUUUUUUGCUUUGUGUGGUACCGAAUAGUGACGAAACUUCGAAGGCACUUGUACUGUCGAGCGAAUCUCGAUCGACAGAACCCAGCUACCACGACGUUACUUUUUCGCAGCGAGUAGCUUGUAUCGCAUCUACAGACAGCCUUGUAUCCGGCCCUCGCUAGAUCAAGAUAGGCCCUACAACAUCCUAGGCCCCAUAGUGUUUGAACAAGAUGGACGACCAAUAUCCAGAACUGCAACUGCCGGAAUCACGAGUGCUGAUCGUUAUAACGGGCGGCACAAUAUGCAUGCGAAAAUCUCCAGACGGACUGGUACCUGCACGGGGCUUCCUCAAAGCUGGACUUGCACCGAGGCCGGUUUUCAAUGAUGGAUCUUACCCGGAACCUCUGGAGAUUGUUACAGACGACAAAGGCACACGCAAAGCCGUGCAAAGUCUCAGGACUCCGGUUAGCACAUAUGAACGCCGCGUGCGAUACUGCGUACUUGAGUUUGAAAAGUUGCUCGAUAGUAGCUCCAUCGACUCCAAUGGCUGGGAUCAGAUCGCGCGAACGGUCCAACGGAACUACCAACUCUUCGAUGGCUUUGUUAUAUUGCAUGGCACAGACUCGCUAGCCUAUACAUCAUCGGCUUUGAGUUUCAUGUUCCAUAACCUGGGGAAGCCUGUCAUUUUGACAGGAUCACAAGCGCCAAUGAUGAACUUGCAAACCGAUGCGCAAGAUAACCUCUUGAAUUCUCUGAUCAUCGCCGGGCACUUUAUGAUACCUGAAGUAUGUCUUUUCUUCAACUUCAAACUAUUCCGAGGAAAUCGCGCCACCAAAGUAUCCGCAGAAGAUUUUGAUGCGUUUGGUAGCCCAAACUUACCACCACUGGCAACUGUAUCCUCUACAAAGACCAAUGUCCUGUGGCAUCGCGUUCAUAGAUCCGUCGAUCUCAGACCCUUUACCAUCCAGACGAGUCUGGAUACAGCACAUGUAGCCUGUCUACGCGUGUUCCCAGGCAUUACACCAGCGAUGGUGGAUGCAGUCCUGCGUUUGGAAGGCCUUAAAGGGCUAGUGCUCGAGACCUUUGGAGCCGGAAAUACCCCAGGCGGACCAGAUAGCGCAAUGACUAGAUGCUUAGCAGACGCAGUGAAAAGGGGGAUUGUGAUUGUAAAUGUCACACAGUGUUUAAGUGGCAGUGUCAGCGCCCUAUACGCACCAGGGGCAUUCCUUGGUCGUGCUGGAGUCGUCUUUGGCCAAGAUCUAACCUCAGAAGCAGCGCUCACCAAAUUAGCCUACCUUCUUGCACUACCGGAUGCUACACCCGAGGAAGUUGCGAAGCGCAUGUCUGUUUCGCUACGUGGCGAGCUUACUGAGACGACACGAACCCAUUUUGAGCACCCAUCAAGGAGCGGUGUUCUUACCCCUGAGCUCUCAAGUCUUACAGCGCUCGGCUAUGCUGUUCAAAAAGGCGAUCUGCAAGCGACGAAAGACAUUAUUCGAGGAGAGCCUCGAUGGCUACUCAACGAUGCCGAUUAUCAGAUGAACAGUCCUGUAGUAAGUGCCUCUCCGUCCAGUCAGCACUCAUAUACCUAUCUUUGUUCUUCUUUCUACUUUCCAGGAACCGCACAUGUUGCGAUGCCUCCGUUGUUCCUGUAUCAUGUAAGAGCCGGUAUCGGAAUCGGGCGCACAAUAUCUAGAGCAUGGCUAGCAGCAUUCCGAGACAGGCAACGCAUACAUCAUUAUCAAGAUAAAGAUGCGAGAGGCCGUCGGCAUCAGAGGAACAGAGCCAAACAGCUCUCAGCCGUGUACCAGUGGUGCGGCAAGACGCAGUCGCUUAUCUUUCAGCCCAUCACUGCACUGCAUCCGGUUCUGGAGUGACUUUAUUCCGUCCGCGCGAGAUUGCGUUCCUUGCUGACGUGCCCAUGUAGCAUCUUGCGGCAACAAGCCCGAAUGUUGAGAUUCUGCGAGACUUUCUAGCUCAAGGCGCCUCCGUGCAUCUUCGAAACCGAUCAGGAAAUACCCCGCUCUUCUUGGCCGCAGCCGCUG